GCACGUUUGUGGUGUCUCGAGCCACUCUCCGUCACCGUUCUGUUUACUAAAGCCCUAGUUUAGUCUCCCGUCUCUCUACUUUCCCUCGCUGACUGUAUUCACCCCAAACUCCGGCGGCUGAGACGACGUCGACGGCGGCGAGUGAUCAGAGCUGAAAAUUUGCGGCGGAUUGAAGAGCGAUAAUGGCUGGAGAUAGAAACGGAAUUAGUCGACAAAGGCCGAACAUACUGAUCACCGGAACGCCUGGGACCGGUAAAUCGACGGUGGCUUCUGCGUUGGCCGAGGCCACGAAUCUCCGACAUAUAUGCAUCGGAGAUUUGGUCAAAGAGAAGAAUUUACAUGAUGGAUGGGACGAUGAGCUCGAGUGUCACAUCAUCAACGAAGAUUUGGUGUGCGAUGAGCUUGAGGAUGUGAUGGAAGGAGGAGGGAACAUUGUGGACUACCAUGGAUGCGACUUCUUUCCAGAGCGUUGGUUUGACCGGGUCGUCGUGCUUCAAACAGAGAACUCCGUCUUGUACGACCGAUUAACUAGGAGCAGAGGUUAUUCAGGAGCCAAGCUUACAAACAACAUCGAAUGUGAGAUCUUCCAAGUCCUACUAGACGAAGCAAGGGAGAGUUAUCGAGAAGACAUUGUUGUGGCGCUACAAAGUAACACGAUCGAGGAUAUCUCUAAUAAUGUCGCGAGUUUGAUGGAUUGGAUUAGAACCAGGUGACCUUGAUUAUCUUGGAUAACUACGGUUUAUGGCGUAAUUUAUUUACCUUUUAUGAGUUUUUACUGGAGGGUUUUGAGUGGGAAGCUUGUAAAGCUCCCACCUUUUUUACGUGUAUUGUACUUCUGAAUCUGAUACAAUAUAAAAAGUUGUAUUUUGUCCUCUA
Tarenaya hassleriana is the source of this 876-nucleotide messenger RNA. Its product is annotated as adenylate kinase isoenzyme 6 homolog. The coding region runs from base 183 to 713 and encodes 176 amino acids. NCBI's taxonomy places the organism in Eukaryota, Viridiplantae, Streptophyta, Magnoliopsida, Brassicales, Cleomaceae. Gene Ontology annotation, cellular component: cytoplasm; nucleus. Gene Ontology annotation, molecular function: ATP binding; ATP hydrolysis activity; AMP kinase activity. The record is from RefSeq and is a predicted model, not a curated record. The transcript has 3 exons.